CUAUUCCCAAACAGGCCCUAUAUGUUGUUUGAAGUUAGACGAUAACUUUAAAACAGAAGAAAUAUUGUUUUAAGAAAAUGAAUAUCCUUAGAAGUGUUUAAUUAUUACCACAUAAACCAAAAAAAGAAAGAGGCUUUGUUGUUGUUGACUCAUAAUAACAAUGACAAACUCCCCUUUAUAUGAUUCAUACAAACAUACCUAAUAACAAAAUGACACAAGCAUCCACUAAUUCGUAAAAUCUGGUCUGACACUCUGACUCCAUAAAACUCUUUGAUUCAUGUCUUCCUUCUUCAAACAAAGCACCCCUAAAAACACUCAGUUCCAUUUGCUCAGUCCAUCUGAAUUGCAGUAGGCACAACCACAGCCAUCCUUAGCCUUGCGCCACUACAGCCAUUUUAAGCCUUCCUAGUUCCUACUCCCUCCGUCCCUGUGUAUUUGUCCAGUUUGACUUUUUCGAGUCAAACUGGACAAACUUUGAGCUUCAAUUAAAUAAAAACCGUAAUGUAUUUUAACAUAAAAAUAACUUUAUUGGAUUUAUCGUAUUGAGAACUUUCAAAAUUGUAUUUCAUUAUACUAAUAUGCAAUAUAAAUUGAGAAUAAUUGGAAUUCAAAGAUUAUCCAGUUUGACUCGAAAAAGUCAAACUGGACAAAUACACUGGGACCGAGGUAGUAGUUAGUUUCCAAAGAAGGUGAAAUAUCAGUAGAUGGAUGUAUUACAAACUAGCGGCAAUAUGUAAGAGUAAUAUGCCAGAAGAACACUAAUCAACUCGAAUAAGAUAGCAAAGAGAGCAGAUUCAAGAACACAGACACAUUAUAAAAGGCCAAUUACUAUAACAAAAUGAAUUACCUAAGCUAUUCUUUAUCAGAAAAAAUAACCUAAGCUAUUUGGACACCAUAAAUUACUCAGUAAAAUCCAGUCCAAAAAUAAAAAAUUAGUAACUAUGAAUAGGAGAUACUAAAAAUCAGAAUUGCUUUUGUUUGGUUCAUUUUCUGAAAAAUUAAAAAUCAUUUUGAAGCAUAAAUCAAACAAAUCACCCAAACUCAAUCCAGGCAUUCAUAGCACAAAAAACAACCCAGGCAUUCAUGCACUAACUCAGGAUCUAUUCUCUAGUUUUCCCCAAGAUCUUAAUCAACCAAGAAUAAAGAAUUGUUCUUCAAUGUCCUCCCCCAGAAAAUAAAAACAAAUGAAUCACAUUCCAAGCCUAAAUUAAAUUUAUAGACCAAAACCUAAUCUGACGAAGGAGAUGGGAAAUGGCGGCGAUAGGGAUGGAGACGGUGGAGAUGGGGGGACGACGAUGAAGACGGGGAUUGAGAUCAGCGGAGAGCGGAAAAGAGAGGUGGAAAAUGACUUCCGUAAAAAAAGUCUGGAAGUCAAAUUCAUUUUCCAUUUGACCAGGAGUUUGUUUUCUUUACACCAUUUUCAUAUCUUGUCAAACACUGGAGAAUGGGAAAAAUGACUUCCAGAAGUCCUUUUUCCCCUUUCCAAAUGGAGCCUUAAUUCUUUCUCUCCAUUAAGCUGGGGUGGGAAAUUUCCACAUAUAGAGACAAAAAAAGUAUGUGAGAAAAAAUGGUAAUCACACUAGUGGGGAGCAAAAAUAUAUGUAAUAUUCUCCCAUUGGUGGGAGUGGGAGGAAUGAGGCGAUUCUAUCACGUCUUCCCUACUCGAGCCACACACAAAGAAUGGAUAGAGUUCAAUGGAUGGGAGAAAGAUGAAGAAUGCAUGUGUUACUUUCAUUGGUUCUGUAAAAUGACCGGAGAGUGUGAAGAUGUUUACAUUUUCUUGUGUAUUUAACUUAGCGUGUGGGAUGAAAGAGAAGUUCUAUCCAUCAAUUGUCAGACCAGCGAUGUUGUAUGGCUUGGAGUACUGAGCAGUUCAGAAAACCCACAUGAGUAAGGUAUAUGUAGUAGAGAUGUGGGUGCCACGGUGGAUAUAUGGGUAGACAAGGUUGGAUAAGAUUCAAAAUGAGGUUAUUAGGAGACGGGUGGAGAAUAGGCUGAGAGAGAGUAGGUUGAGGUGGUUUGGACACGUGAUGCGAUACAAUACAGAGGCUUUGGUGCAAAGAUGUGAGGCCUACGAUGGUGUGGCCGAAAUAGAGGAAGAGGUAGACCUAGGACAUGACCUAAGACUUUUGGGUCUUACCAAGGAUAUGACUUUAGAUAGGUGAAUCUCGAGAGCUGGGACUAGGAUGAUAAUUGGGUAGACUUUUGGACAUUGAGGUAGUUUCUACACUUGUUGCAUGCUGCUUUGUAGGGUGCUUUCUUUUUCUUUGUGUUUUUCUUUCAAUCUUUCUUUUCUUUUUACUUGCUGGGUGCUUUUUUGGUCAUGCUCUUUGCUUUCUAUAUUUUACGUGUUUUCUCGAGUUGGGGUCUCUUUUGGAAAAAAUCUCAAAUUUCAAGUAGGUGCAUAGUUAUCAAGGCGUCGCCUAGGCGUCUGGGCGAGGUAUUGUGGACGCCCAAUUGGUCGCCUAGCCUUUUCUUCCCUCGGCGACUGAGGCUUCAGUUUAGCGUCUGUUUGCCAUCUAUUUGGCGUCGAUUUGAGAUCUGAAUCGCAAGGAACAUCGGAAAUCCAUAUGAAUUGUCCGGGAUCUGUGAUUUAGAUCGUGAGGUCGUAAAUCUAUUGGAUCGCGAUCGACGGAGAUUCGUUAGGUUUUGUCCUGCGUUCGUGAAUUCUCUGGAUCUACGCGAGUACGCGACCCUUCGGUUUUGACGGAAACCCCUGAGGCUUUGACUAGCGACAGACCAGGUAAAGUAAGGUGUUUCUUUUUUUUAUUUUUUAUUUUUUUUGUGAGUGAAACAUGCGGAAUUUUUUAGACAGGCUUUGACUGUGGACUUUUUUAAGGAAAUAUACUUUAUACUCCCUCCGUUCUCAAAAACACUUCCUCUUUCAUUUUUUCCACUUCCAACAAAACACUUCCUUUUUCUAUUAAAAAACCACUUUUACCCUUACUUUUUCAUACCCUACCUAUCACAUCAUACUUUUUCUCUAAUAAUCUAUCCAUCACAUCUUACUUUUACCCAUCACAUCAGGGGCAAAAUUGGAAAUCAACUAUAAAUUUAACAAUUUCUUAUUUUUGCCCCAAAUCAAAAUGGGAAGGGUUUUUCCAAACGGAGGGAGUAUUUUUUAAAAGUAAUGUGUUAUCUAUUCUUGUUUUCUACAAAGUAUAUACUAAAUAAUGUAUUUCAUACCUAUAAAAUUAAUUAUUCCAUCGUAUAUGCUUUUACAUCAGUAUCAAUAAAAUUAUUAGGGUCGCCAUAGCCCACUCGCCCAGCGGACGCCUAGGCGGGCGCCUAAUCGCCUAGGCGAUUGGAAGGUACUCUAGCGCCCAGCCUCGCCUAGCCGCCGUAACAACUAUGAGUAGGUGUUUUAAGAAAUAGGGAUUCUAAUG
Molecule: messenger RNA, 3386 nt
Organism: Cuscuta campestris
Lineage: Eukaryota; Viridiplantae; Streptophyta; Magnoliopsida; Solanales; Convolvulaceae
Source: the annotation of a GenBank genome assembly